AUGACGGUCUCGUACAACCUGGAUGUGUCAUCGUCGAGGUCAUGGACCUUUCUCAAGUUGAUGUUCCGAUGGAAGGGCUCGAUCUGGAAGAAUGUGCUCAGCGAGUUUUGUUGGUGGAUCAUCGGCUAUUACGUGUGCUACGGGUUCAUCAGGAUCUUCGAAAAGGACAAUAGAUUGUGAGUUGGGAACAAAGGUUCAAUAUAAGUCUGUCAGGAAAAUAAUGAGCACUUUGUUGCAUCGAAAAUAGCAUCGCCGCCGAGAAAAUGAAUUGCGUCGCGGCAAAAUCAAGUUGAAAGUUUUGCGCGGAAAGGAACCGAUUUUUUGUGGAAAAAUUACAGGCUACGCCGACAGACUGAAAAUUAUCAGCCUGUCUGGAAAAUAACGUGCACAAUGCCGCUGGGCCAACCGUGUCGCUGAAGUGAGGAGAGACUUGAUUUUGCCGCGACACCAUUCUUUUUCGGCGGCACUAAAUUUCAAUUUGUGCUCAUUAUUUUCCCGACAGACUGAUACAUGUUUAAUCAACCCUUUUUGUUGCAGUAGUAUCCUCGAAAUGACUCAGAAAUUCGACAAGCAACUGGAUUGGAUUCCUCUUCAAUUUAUGCUUGGGUAAGUUGACUUCUCUCUUCUUUUCACUGCUCACACACUCUUGUACGUCCCUAUAAACGUCACACUCUAACUCUAGUUUCUUUGUGACGAUAGUUGUGGAUCGAUGGAAACACAUCUUCCACAACAUUGGUUUCAUCGACAACGCGGCGUUGCGAUUGGCCACGUACAUGGACGGCGAGGAUCCGUAUCACAAGACGGUGCGAAGGAACAUCAUCCGAUACAUGUGCUUGUCUCAGAUCUUGGUGCUUAGAGAUAUUGCGGUGCCGGUGAGGAAGCGAUUUCCGACCUAUGAAGCCAUUGUGGAAGCAGGUAAGCCCUGGAAAGUCGGAGGCUAUAACCUCCGGCGGAGGCGGCACAGGGACUUCGUUUUUGGAAUCCGUAUUUUUAAGCGCCAUUAAUUUUUGUCUAUAAAAUAUCAAGAUUUUAAAGUGAAAACUAAGGUCGCUACGACCAUCUGAAGUAGGGGCAUUCCUACCCCGAAACCAGUGUUUUUCGGUUGAAAAUGACCGUGGCGUGCGACCGGAAAGUUUAGCCGAAAUGAGGGUAUCGCCUCCUCGAAAGAAACAGCUUGUUUCAUCUGCAGUGGUGGCCGAGGGAAUCAGUUUUAUGGUCGCAGACGCUUCACGUUUCAAACCUACUAAGUCCCGUUCCAAAGUCCGUUUCCGGAAAAUGUGAUUUCCCUUGUCAGUCCGUCGGGAAAAUAAUGAGAACAUUGUCGCUGCGCCGAUAGUGCCGCUGAAGUGAAAAGCAAUUUGAUUUGGCCGCGACGCAAUUCAUUUUCCCGGCGGCGUUGCGAUUUUCGAUGCGACAGAGUGCUCAUUAUUUUCCCGACAGGAUAACACACACAAAAAUUACUAAAUUUUGUUUCAGGUUUUAUAAACAAAUCCGAACUGGAGAACUUCCGCCGUCUGGACAAUGGCUUCGCGCGCUAUUGGGUCCCAAUCAACUGGUGCUAUCAUUUGGUGCGGGAACAGCGAGAGAAGCAAAACUUCCCAUGCGAUUUGUUCUGUCACUCCGUUGUUGAGGAGCUCCGAACCUUCCGCGAAAACUUGCAACAGCUCACGAACUACGACUGGGUACCCGUUCCGCUGGCCUAUCCGCAAGUCGUAUUUCUCGCCGUGCGCGUCUACUUUAUCAUCUGUCUGUUUUCGAGGCAGUACACAACAAGGCCCGACUUCAGCACUGAAUGGUACGUGAUCGUCCAAAAUGUGAUCCCGAUUAUGACGGCGCUGCAAUUCUUCUUCUGCAUGGGAUGGCUGAAGGUGGCUGAGGCGUUGUUGAAUCCGUUGGGGUGAGGGUUUAGCGAGAAAACAAAAUAUAUUAUUUUUGCUAAAAAAAAAAUAUUAUUUUUGCUUUUUAGAGAGGACGACGACGACUUUGAAACAAAUUUCAUCAUCGACAGAAACUUGGCUGUAAGUUUUUUAUGCUCUAAACAAACCUUAGGUUACUGAUUUUUUACUAGUCCGUCCGUGAAGUCGCUGGAGUGAUUUUGACGACAUGCACUGUGCAAAAACAAAACUUCACUUUUUACUGUGUAAUCUAUUGUUUCUUGCACCGUGCAACAGGCUUUUUUGGGCUGUCACUGGCAUCCCGAGUUUUUCUGCACAGUGAAAUGUUUAUGUCGAGAGGCCCGGGCAACCACACGAUAAGACGAGAAGCUCGAGUUCAAGUGAUUUACUGAGUGAAAAGCGGUCCUUAUAUAGGGAGAUCCCACGUAGAAAAGUACAAUCAAAUUUGAAUAAUAAAUCAUGAUUCCGGGGGAAUCGGGCUCAAAGUUCGGUCGUUCCGCCUCACAGUUUACACUGUAAUAAAAACGCCAAAGAUCGCUCCAGCGACUUCAACAGGCAUGGCAAAAUGGGCCUGCCCCGUGAGACCUUCGGCCCGGCAUAUAUAGUACCUGUAUAUCCAACAGGCUCAAUCUACCACCUUCAAUUACAAUUUUAUCAACGACUCUUCUUCUUCAUCCCGACUGAAGAAAUUUUCUUUUCUAUAAAAGGCUGGGCUCAAGGGGCCCGAAAAAUUCUUUGGCCUCUGACCUGGCCCAAAAAAUUUUUGCACGGCCCAGCUCCCCUGCCAUGUUUGGACUAUCUGUCUGUCAGGAAAAUAACGGCAUCGUCGCGCUAUGGAAUCGGGCAUCAUCCCUUUGCGACGGAAAGCCGCGGCUGGGGAUUUGGUGCGCGAUAGCGGCGAGGCGAGACAUUUUGUCGCGACUAGCCGCCGCUAUUUUCCCGACCGACUGAUAUGCGAACGGUCCAGUAAAAAUAAGCAGUCGGUUUUCAAUUCCUUUGGUAUUUUAUAUUUUAAAAAUUUAUCCCACCUCCCAACAUUUUUCAGAUUGGUCUCGCCAUUGUGGACGACUGUCGAAAGUGCGUACCAGUUCAAAUCCGCGACAUGUUCGGAAGCGGCGAUCGCGCGCUAGACGUGACUAGCGGCAAGGUCGAGGUGCAUCCUCUAAUCGGGUCCGCCUCCGAAUUGGUGGUGGACGAAGCGAACCCCGACCAUCGGAAGAGCAGCAUCUCGAGCGUCAACCAGGGCCUGCGCAACUUGAAGCAGCAAGUACAGAGGAGGUAAGGGGGUAAAAUAAAUUUAUUUAUUAUAAGGUUUCGUCACCUUAUAAAUAAUUUUUAUAUGGUUUAAAAACACUUUUCGUAAAAAAGAUUCAAAGUUUUUUUCCAUUUUCAGGCUAAGUCGAACAUAUUCUUCGUCCGUGCAACCGACAGUUGAAGACUUGGAGAAAGCCGGCGUUCAGCUCACGGAGGACGACAUAAAACGACUAAAAGAGCGACGAGGGACGACUGCCGGAGGUAGGCGUUUAUUUUGCGGCGGAUCCUCACCCCCGGUUCACGCUAAAAAUCGCGCCGUGAGUACUGGCGCGGUUACUUUGCGAUUACUUUGCUAAUGUUUUUCGGUGCAAAAAUAGCUGAUACGAGCUUGCUAAAAGCUUCAAAAAAAUUGAAAAACUACAAAAAACAGCUGCAAAUGAACGCAGUUUUAACGUGACCGCCAUAUGGUACGAUUAGAAAACAUUUCCCCUUGUUUCUUCAUAUUUAUCAGUCUGUCUGGAGUGCUCAUUAUUUUCCCGACAGCCUGCUAUCUCUGAUACCUACACGUCGAACACUUACCUCAUCUUUUCAGCGGUAAAUCUCGCCACUCUGGACGAAGAUGAAGAGACCAGUUCUAUAGAGGAAAAGGACCAGAAAGAAAAAGAGAAUGGCCGAAAGAACCUGUGA
Bursaphelenchus xylophilus (pine wood nematode) is the source of this 3836-nucleotide messenger RNA. The record is from the annotation of a GenBank genome assembly. Lineage: Eukaryota; Metazoa; Nematoda; Chromadorea; Rhabditida; Aphelenchoididae.